This is a messenger RNA of Amoebophrya sp. A25, 2552 nucleotides long. Lineage: Eukaryota; Dinophyceae; Syndiniales; Amoebophryaceae. The record is from the annotation of a GenBank genome assembly.
CUUGGAAGUACUGAGUGGCUAGAGGGCGUCCCACCGGACGUUGCGUCUCGCCUGAAGGCCAGCAGCGAUCCACGAACCUCCCAGCUAGGGAGCCGCCUCAUUGUGCCCCGUGAUACUUACUGCCAAAUAAAACCGGCUCAAGUUAAGGCUCCUCGAAGAUACAAUUCAUUUCCAACGUUGAUUCUCUUCUGUUUCCUUCUUAGGAUUCGGAUAGGAUGGACGAGAGGGUAGAAAUGAAUUGUUUUGAGCUCUAAUCAAGAAGAAGUGGCAAGCAGUGCAGAAGCCUGGUAUGGGCUUUUUCUUAGGUACUGAAGAUAACAUCGACACUCUCAGCGAGCGGUCUGGAGGUAUUUUCUGUUGCAUCAGUAAAUCUCAUUUACUUCAGGAACAAUGGGCUCUUCUUCAGUCACUCGCUUGAUAAACUCUGAAGUAGAACCGUUACUGCACUCGCUUGAGAAACUCUGAAGGAACUCCUGUGUCAGGCCUCUGAGGAAACUCUGAAGAAGAAGGAACUCUAUGUGUCAGGAUUUCUUCACUUGCUUCUCCGAGUGCUCGCUUCUAAUGUCCGCCACACAAUCGGAGUCCCGGAAGGCCCAGCAGAGCUUGUGCCAGAAAAAGCGUUACCGCAGAAAGCAAAUUUGGAUUUUCUCAACUUCAUUAAUUUCGAGAAAGUUACGAUGUUGUGAUUUUUUCAAAGAGAUGAGAGGCCUUUUCUUAAUGAAUCAAUAUGGAAUGCCGUUAUUUAGAGGGGGCAAAUAUCAGAAUAAAUCGCAGGAUAAGCAGAAUUCCGAUUCCGCAAUUCAUCACUGUCUUGAGAACAAAACCUCUCUCAUGCUGCCUUCUCAUUCCGCACAUCCUUGACCUGCAGUACUGAACUAGAUUCAUCUGCAAAAAAUAUUAAUGUUCAAAAAUCACAGACAACUCAGCGAGUUCUUGAACCAAUUCAAUAUACUUCUAAGAGGCUAGUACAUCAUCUAAGUAACGCUGCUAUACCGGACAAGAACUGACGAUACGGACGCAUCAUCGAGGCAAGGUUCGUCGUAGACUUGGCAUCUUUCGCCUGAACGAAAAAGAUGACGCGACCACGCUGCUAAGAAAACAUAACCUUCUACACAUAACCAAUGGCCCUACCCUAUCACGCGGCAUUUUAAAGUCACACUUUUCUUUCUCAAACAGUAACAUAGAUAUUUGAUAUGACAAGAAUUUAUUUACGAAUUACUCCAUAUUAGUGUCGUAUGCAGUUUUCCGUAACCUAGGAGCACAGUGCAGCCUGAGAACCUUUCCUGUCCUAGCCUAACCUGAGAGCCUUUCCUGUCCUAGCUACUAGCUUCAUAGGAAAAGUGGAGCAAUAGCGAUGGCACUCCUCGAUUGACGAUGGACGACGUGAGAAUGGAUAGCGACGAGCUGACAGACAGUUAAGAGCCACGCUUUUUGCACAGAUGAUUUUUCCACUAGAUGACUUUCCAAGAAAAAACGCAAUGCUUAAGGAACGUAUGAUAUCAUCGCAGGUGUUGUAAACAUCUUGUAACGCAGCUUUACUACUUCUGCAGGGGCUCAUUGUGCAGGAUCUGAGCUAACCCAUUUGAUGAGCUCCUCUCUUGGGUCGAAUAGAUUCAAGUCAUCAGAACGGUCACAGCAAGUCAUCAUUGAAUAGAUUCAAGUCAUCAGUGAAGAGCACGGGAACGUAAAAAGCACUAAGCUCACGCCGCAGCUGACACUGGGCUCGAAACUCGCGUAGGGAAUCUAGCACUUGCUGCUGUCUUAUGAACUGAAAUUUGCAGGUCCUCGGACUAGAAUUGACAGCACAUAGAACCAAAAAUAAUAGUAAAUUCUUCGAAUUACAACAUCGUCUUGCAUGAUUGUCCCGCCCUUCUAGCACUUUCAUGAUCGGUGCAGGACGAAGGGAUGCAUUCGAGGUCGGACGCGGCGGCCUGCUUCCGUGUCGCACAAAAGGAAGCGUUCACCCUAGGGUCUCACGAAUGGAGCCUCUUCACUCCUCCCUUUUUCUUCGAUCAAACGCCUGACUGACUCCCUUCUUCUUCGAUUCCGGUUAGCACAUUUUCGAACCAGUUGAGAAGCGAGUCGUUGACAUAGAACUACAAGAAGAGUCAUAAUGCGUUUCCAAACAUGCUUUGUUCCUACACCCCUACAUCAGAAUAAUGGCUAAAUGAUGCUCUCCUCUCUACUUUGGAAUUAUCUCUCGGUCGAUCGCUGGUGGGGUGUCGGAGUGUUUUUGGGGUAUUGGUGUUUCGUACUCCUCCCCCCGUGGUGGACCGAACAUGAUCUAUCCGAGCGUCCGGGUGGGUCGUCGGUCUUCCCCCUCGACCAGUGUCCCUUGUGAGACAGGCGCGGUCGUAUGGUAUCCCUUGUGAGACCAAGUGUCGCGACGCCAAGUGUCGCAUUAAAUAAUCGGAAGUUUGUCUAGGUACUCUCCUCUCUACUUUGGAAUUAUCUCUGAGGACGCCAAUCAUCAUCCGAAAUACUUCAUCAUCAUCUUGCUGACAGUAUCCGAUACUGAGUAUCGGAGGACUCUCCGAGACGCCAUAUUGAUG